AUUCGUCGGUAACAGCAGGGAGGAUUCAUGUGUUUGGUACUGAGUGUGUUCAGCUCGUUUGUCACAUUGUGAAAGAGUCGAAGAGAAAGAUGUCUGGAACACGUACACUCUGCUGCCAUGUCAACACGGCGACCCUCUCGUUUGCCAUCUUAUACCUGACUUUUAAUGUGCUGAAACUGGUGGGCAUCUUUUAUACGGUUUCAUGGGAGAAACUGGAAUAUUCUGUCCCUUUCAUAUCAAAGGCUCCCAGGGGCCAGCGUGUCUUUGACAUCAGCACUAAUGUUCUGAUGCUGUUCAUGAUGUCGAUCUCUGCUGUGCUGGCUCUUUUCUCUCGACGCAAGGGCCCGAUGUUUGUGCUGCCGUUUGUGCUGAUGAUGUUCGUGGAGUUGAGUCUGAGUUUUCUCUGGCUGUGUGAUGGAGCCUGGAUUCUGCCAGGGAUCCCCACAUACAAAGAAGUGCUGCAGGCUGUAAAGAGACAGAAAGGAGUCAGUAUGUUGAAUGAGGAGGACAUUGGCCAGUACGCCAUGUUGUACAGUGUGGCCUUUAUGGUGGACGUACUGCUGAAGGUGUAUAUGCUUCAGGUGUCAAUGAGGUGUUUCUACGCCCUAAAGGAAAAAAGGCUUGCUGCCAUCCAUGUUGACACUGGAAAUACGGUGACAGUGAAGCUGCCUUCUUAUGAUGAAGCUCUCAAAAUGAAAGCAGAAGACACACCCCCGAACUAUAAUGAGCCUUAAAAUGAAAUGAAUACGUAUUUCCGGCAUGCUUUUAUGACGCAAACGAAAACAAAAAACCACAAGCACAAAUAUUCACAUGCAUGCUAAAAAACCAGAAGCAACACAUAAACAGACAUGCCUAUGCUUACAUCCUUGCUUUGGCACAAUAAAGGUAAUUAAUGAAUUAA
Messenger RNA from Ctenopharyngodon idella (grass carp), 901 nucleotides. RefSeq names its product lysosomal-associated transmembrane protein 5. NCBI's taxonomy places the organism in Eukaryota, Metazoa, Chordata, Actinopteri, Cypriniformes, Xenocyprididae. Gene Ontology annotation, cellular component: lysosomal membrane. The record is from RefSeq and is a predicted model, not a curated record.